This is a messenger RNA of Cyphellophora europaea CBS 101466, 387 nucleotides long. RefSeq lists its product as uncharacterized. Gene Ontology annotation, biological process: late endosome to vacuole transport via multivesicular body sorting pathway. Lineage: Eukaryota; Fungi; Ascomycota; Eurotiomycetes; Chaetothyriales; Cyphellophoraceae. The record is from RefSeq and is a predicted model, not a curated record. The transcript is spliced from 3 exons. Gene Ontology annotation, cellular component: endosome; Vps55/Vps68 complex. Bases 1 to 387 code for a protein of 128 amino acids.
AUGGCGGCAGGCCUCAAGACUAUUAUUGCGCUCUCCUUUGUCCUGGCCAUAGGCUUUCUGCUUGUCAUCCUAUCCGCCGCGCUCUUCCACAACUACCUCACGCUGCUUGUGGUUGCGACCUAUGUGCUCGCGCCGGUGCCGAACUGGAUAUGCGGAAGAUGCGCCAACCCCGAUGAUUUUAUGGAGAGUGCUGGCAAUGCGGUGAUUGACUUCGGGAGAUUUUGCACCGGAUUUAUGGUGGUAAUGGGCAUUGCUCUCCCUAUUCUGCUGGCCCAUACAGCAUUGAUCCAAAUCCCCGCCAUGGUCAUGUCCAUCAUUGGAGGCCUUCUCAUCUACGGCACUAUUAUAUCAUUUACGCAAUUCUUUAAAGAAGAGCAAGACUUCUGA